UUAAGAAUUCAACUUCCCGCCAUCCCGCCAGAAAAUAAACAACAAAAAGGAAACAUUUUGAAGCAAAAAAUAGGGUUACACAACACAUAUGUUAAACCAUUAGAUGAAAACAUGCCAGGUAUUGUUAUGGAAAUGGAAGAAGAAAAAGGAACAGAGGAAGAUAAGGAAUCCAAGUUGGAAGAAAUUGCAUCUCCACAAAGGUCAAUACUAGAAUUCUUCAAAUCACCUACCAAACCAGAUGAAAAGCCUAAAAAUUUAUUGAGUUACUUUGGCAAACAAGCUCCUAAACAAAAAGAAAGUACAGACACCGUGUCCAGUAAAACUAAAACAGAAAAAGCAAAUGGAAAAGUGUUUAUUUUAUACUUACAGAAUGGGUUUCAGAAUGGCAUUAAUAGUAAAGAACAAAAUCAGAAGGUGGAAAUCAAUAUAUCUUCACUCAAUUCAUCAAUUUCUGAGUUUGAAGGUCAGGAUUCUCUCACUAAAAUUAAAAAGACAGAAAAAAAGAAGGGCACAAAAAAGUCUCUAAAAGCAAAUAAUGAGGCUUUAAAAGAAAAUGCUGAAAGUAAAACAAAAGACAUUUCAAAAACAAAGAAAAAAAAUGUUGAGAAAGAUAUUAUUGAAAAAAUACAGAAAAAGGAAGUACACAAAGAGACUCAGAAGAGGAAAAAGGCUAAAGACAAGGAUGAAAAAUUAUCAAAAGAUAAGCAGGAGAAAAUUACUGAUGAAAGUACAAAGACAAAUAAGGAUAAUGCUAGAAAGUCUGAACAAAAUGAAGAUGAAAAUUCAGGAAUAAGUUACCUAGACUUUCUAAAGUCAUUGGAGAAUAAAUCUGAAGAAAAGGGAAAUGAAAUAAUAACUGAUAAAACAGAAACUGAAACAAUGAUCGUUAAUGACUGUAAACAAUCAGAGACAUUGACUGGAAAUGGUGUUGGAGAAUCAGAAGUGGAAGCUGAUGGUGACAAUGAUAAAUCAGAGGAGGCGGUUGCUGCUGAGGAUAGUAAACAUGAUUCAUCCUGUGAUGAAAAUUAUCCCAGCAUAACAUCUUUUUUUACCAAACUGUCAGGACCAGCUCCCAAACAAUCUAUCAGUACGCAGAAUAGUCCCAAAACAUUAACUACUAAAGCUGACAUACAUUCAGAACCUACACCACCUAAAAUUACCAAGGGAAAUAAAUCUGAAAAGACGAAAGUAUGUGCUUCUGCAGAAAGUGAUUCAACACUGAAUGAAAUUGAAAUACUCAGUUCUGAAGUUGUUAAAGUUGAAAGUCCAGCAAAGAAAAGGAGUAUAAAGCAGAAAGACAAACCAGUGAAAUCUGCCAGAAAGUCUUUGAAUCAGAAAUUGACAGAAACAGUAGAAAUUUCGGAUGAUAGCAUCACUGUAGAUGCAACAGAAACAAAAGAGGCACUGGAUAGGAAAAAAGCAUUUCUUCAAAGCGAUAAUAUCCAAUCAGGAUCUCAUAAAACUUCUCAAGCAACACUUAGCUUUGUUAAAGGUGGAUUUCAAAUGUCAAGUAAACCUUCACAUAAAACGAGAAUUCGUAAAUCAGUACCUGAGGAGAUGACAUGUGAAUCACCUUUGUCCAAAAGUACACCAGUAAAGAGAGGUCAAGGGAGGCCACCAAGUAGUACAAUAGGGGGAGAAAAAACACCAGGUAGUACAAAAGGUCGAGGAAGACCACCAGGCAGUACAAACAAAAUUAAGAAAAAUGCAUCAGAUGGUUCAAAACAUGAAUUAAGUAAUGUGUCGGUUUUGGAAGACGGUGUAGAAAAAAGUGAAGAUACAAUUGAAGUUUAUGAUGAUAAAGCAACACAGAAGAGACGAUCGUUGAGGAAGAAGAAGAAAUACAAAGUUGAUAUGAUCAGUAUUGAUACUAAAAAUAGAACACCAAUCAGGAUGAGGCUUACAAGAUGCAACAAAAGUGGCAGUAGUACAGAUGAAGCUUCUUUUUCAUUAAAACCAAAGUCAAAUAUUAAACAAACCAGAGCACAAAAACUAUUAGAGAAAGCAAAGAAAACAAAAGCUGGAAAGUCACCAGAGCUGAAGCUACAGAUUAAACAUGCCAUUGAAAAGAACAAAAAGAAGGGGUCAAAGUUAAAAGAAAGUGCUGCAGAAAAAAGAAAGCCAGUUGAGAAUAAAAAUGAAAAUUCUAGCAGGAGAAGAAGUUCAAGACUAUCAGAUAAAUUUCAUGUAUCUAGGGAGGAGUCACAAGAUGACAAUGAUGAUGAUGAAAUCAUGAUUAUAGAUGAUGAUGAAGAUAACAAAGGAAAGAAGAAGAAACAGAAAGACCUGAGUACUCCUAGGAAAGGCAGAAAACCAUCAACACCUAAAACCCCACUACAGAACAAAACUACAAGUAAAGGCACACCUAAGAAGCCUUCAGGAAAACUUGCUCCAAUAUUUAUGAAGAAGAAAGCUGGUGAAAAAGUUGAGGAACCAAAGAAACCUGUUCUGGAUCCAGAGCAAGAAAGACAGAGACGAGAAUUUCUGAUGAGUGGUGUACCUGAAGCUUUAAAGAAACAAACAAUAGCUGCAAGCGCAACUGUCAUUCUCUCUGAUUUACCUCCCUUUCCUGCCAUUAAGCAUGUGCAGCAGACGGAAGACAUUGUUGGAAAAUCUGGAAUUGAUAUAUGGAAUUUAGCAAGUGUUCAGCUUAAGAUUAAGAAAUGUGAAGAAACUGAUAAUACAGGAGUUAUACAAACUUAUUGGAAUCAUGGCUUACUGGAGAAAGACAAGAAUAUGUGUGAUUUAUCUAAAAUAAAGCUUUUUAAACAACAUUCAAAAGUGGAAGGCAGUCUUGAAGAACCAUUAUUAAAAGAAAUUCAACGAGUCAGUCCUAGUUAUAAUGUUGAUAAAAUGUACAAAUUACUGAAGGAAAAGAAAGAAGAUCAGGAUGCUGAAAUGACAUAUGAUAUUGAGGAACAAAAAGAUAGCAAAUCAAAGAAAGAUGAAUCAGCUGAUACAGGGAAGGAAGUUAAAAAGAAAACUAAGAGGAGAAGUCUCCGUCUCAAAAAGAAAGACGAAGUCAUGGAAGUAAUAGAUUUAGGGAGUCCAGAACCAGUUAUUGAGGAAACCAGUUCUGGAGACAAUAAACAGGAAAUAGCAAUAGUAGUGCCAUGGACAGAUAAGUAUCAACCAACACACUCAUCGGAAAUAGUGGGUAAUUCUAAUAAUGUCAAGAAACUGAAAACUUGGCUGAUAGAAUGGAAACAUAAAGUGGAUAAAGAAGCAAAGAAGAUGAAAAAGUUAGCGAUGAAAGAAUCGAAAAAUAGGACAAAAGAGAAAGAGGAUGAUUGGUGGGCAGACGAUGACAGUGACUUUAAUGUUGACAGUGAGGGCAGUGAAGAAGAAGAAGAUAAACUGUGCAAUACUGUCAUGUUAAUGGGUCCUACAGGUAUAGGCAAAUCUACCACAGUGUAUGCCCUGGCACAGGAGAUUGGAUUUAAAGUUUUUGAAGUGAAUGCAUCUUCAAUAAGGAAUGGGAAAAGAAUAUUAACACAGUUACAGGAAGCUACACAAUCACAUAGGGUGUCUCAUAACAAACAUGGCGAUGCAGGUCCAGCUUCUAUAUUCACACAAGGUAAUAAACCUUCUCCUAGAAAGAAACCAGAGAAGAAUGUGCCAACUUCCUUUGCUAAUUUCUUCAACAAAACAACAAAUUCUAUACAAGUAGAAAUUGAAAAGUCCAAAAAGUCAAAUGAUAGUAAGAACAGAAGAAAAAGAAAAAGGGACUUGGAAGAAAGUGAUGCAGAGAAAACACCUAAAAAGAAGAAAGGAAAAGAUGAGAAAGGAGUAAAGUUUGAUGGCUUAAUUCCUACCACUUCAAAUCAGACUGCUGCAACUAACCAAGGACUGAAUUUAUCCAGCACAUCUCUCAUACUGUUUGAAGAUGUUGAUGUUGUGUUUGAAGAAGACAAGGGAUUUUGGUCAGCUAUUCAGACAUUUAUGAAUUCAACUAAGAUUCCUAUUGUCCUCACUACAAACGAUGUUACAUUGUCUUCUAAGUUUGAGGGAAGAUAUGAACAGUUUUUAUUCAAAACACCAUCCAUGAAACAAACAACAGUGUAUUUACAGUUGAUAUGUUUGGCGGAGAGUAUAAGGACAAACUCUGAAGAAAUCAUGACUCUUGUAAAAGUUUUAUCAGGAGAUAUCCGUCGAUGCUUGCUGGCAUUACAAUACUGGAUAGAAUCAGGAGGUGGCACAUUACAGGCAGUCCAGAAAAUUAUCUCCCCUGUCAAAUUGAAGCCACUUCCUCUGAGUGAGGACACAUGCUCACAAGAGGCUAUAAAACCUUCAAGCAUAUCCGGGGAUUCAAAAUCCAGGUUUGAUGAUGAUGAUGACUUUGUCGUCAUUAAACCUGUCGUGAACAAAAGGAAACGACCUCUGAUUAGCGAUGAUGAAUCAUCAAGUAGUGCCCAAACAUUUCCUCUGCCAAAGGAAUCUACAGUGAAACCUGAAGCAGCAUUGCAGUCCUCAGUUCAUUUGUCAUGCUUGAAUAGUUCUUUGGGGCUCAGUUUAGGGGGAUCAGAGGGAAUUAUGAAUUUACUGAAGCAGCUUGUGAAAGGUCAAAGAGAUGACCUUGUCACUGUGGUAACAGAAGCAUGUGAUCAAUACAGGAAAUUAAUGUAUAAUAUUGUUUACAAUACAUACAUUGAUCUGUUACCCAUGCCUAAGAGUCGGCAGACGACACCUCCAUCUAUAAAAACUAAAAUUAAGGAAAAGAAAACUCAAUUAAAAAGAAUAAAAACAUUUGAUUUGUAUGAUAGUGAGGCUUCAAAUGAUGGGAUCUUAGACGAACCAAGAGAAGAGUCUCUGGAAGAAACAAAAACAGAAGAAACCAAGGAAGAAAAAGUAGCAAUUAUAAGAUCACUAGAUCAAUUAACAGAAUUUUAUGACAACAUGUCUUUCAUCGAUUCAGUGACGAUAGGUUCAGAAGUGCCUGAAUCGUCAAAUAGUUUUAUUUUACACAGUAAACGAUGCCUUCAUGACACAGAUAUUACAAGUUCAUUAGAGUAUAUUGACAAGGAUAAUUUGUGUUCAGAGAUAGAAGUUAGAGCACUAUACAAAUUGUGUACAAAUCAGAGACAUUUACAGGACACUUUAAAAGGACAGCACAUAGAAUCAGUUAGUAUACCUUCUGCAGGGAGUCAGUCACAAGGAGUUCUAGUCAACAGGGCCAGUAAUAGUAAAAAUCUAGUCCUGAAGAAAGCCAGUAAUAAUGUUAUGAGUAACCUCCCCUUGGCAGUCAGAUGUCAUCAGAGAUCUGUUGUCAUGGACUACAUGCCUACUCUCAGAGAAAUCAGUAAAUCAGAAAAACUCAGGGAAAUGGCGAAAAUUAAAAGACGAUUUCAUCAUUAUUUUGACAACAUUGGAUUGAAUUUUAAAGACACAACUCUGGAUGUCAUGUUUACAAGUUUUCAAUGAACAGUGGACUCUUGACUGAUUUAUGAUAUUUUAUCUAUUUCAUUUUCUUUGAAUUAAUAUUUAUCAGUAUGUCUGAAGUACAUAUUGAAGUUUAUGAAUGUGAUAUACAUGUAGAAAAACUGAUUUCUAUCUAGUGUUUGACAUUUUUCCCCCAAUACAUUAGACUGGUAAACUAUCAAUUUCUAAAUUAAAGCAGUGAUUUAUGUUGAACUUUUUCUUCGAUAUUUCUUUAUUUCAUGAAAAUAUGAAGGAAAGGUUUGUCUGAUUCUUCUAUAGUAAGGUUAGAUUUUUUUACCAAAAUAUUUAGUAGUAUUAUCAUUUUGUUCCUAUCAUUCAGUGCAUUUCAUUCGUAGGUUAAUUUGGUUUGUUCAUCUAUCCGGUUAAAUUUGCAAUGACAUCCAUUUGAAAACAGCAAAAAAUAAUAGAAGAAAGUCUUUUAUCAUUGAAUAUCUCUUAGCUUUCACAGGUCCAUAUAAAAAUCUAGUCAAUUUGACCUAAAUUUCUUGGAUGAAUGACUGCUAAGGUUAGUGUUUAGGGGAAGACUAAGCAGCAAUAAGCCCAUUCAAGAAUAGUACUUUUUAAAGUAAACUUUUAUAAUAAUAAUAAUAAUAAUCUUUAUUUCUAGAGGGUAUGCUCAAUUAGUACAAACACUAUUCUCCCUUGAGGCCCUCACACCACUCACAAUGCAUCACACAAUUUCUUCAUAACAAAGAUAAACAUAAGAAAACAUAAUCAAAAUUGAUACAUAAUCAUUUAAAUAAUUCCUGGAUUAUCAAGUAAAAACUUAAAGCAGUUUGUUUUAAAAGUAUUUAUGUUUGACAUGUGUCUUAGUGCUUCUGGUAGUUUAUUCCAUAAAGUUGGGCCAGAAUAUGAAAAAGAUCUUCUAAAUGUGUUUGUUCUUGCCUUUGGUAUAUUAAGUAAUUGGGUAGUAUUUGAUCUAAGUUGCAUUCCAUUUUUAGCUCACCUGGUCCAAAGGGUCUGUCGUCGUCCGUCGUCGUUAACUUUUACAAAAAUCUUCUCCUCUGAAACUACCGGGCCAAAUUUGACCAAACUUGGCCACAAUCAUCAUUGGGGUAUCUAAUUUAAAAAAUGUGUCCUUCGACCCUGCCAACCAACCAAGAUGGCCGCCAUGGCUAAAAAAAGAACAUAGGGGUAAAAUGUAGAUUUUGGCUUAUAUCUCUGAAACCAAAGCAUUUAGAGUAAAUCUGACAUAGGGGUAAAACUGAUUAUCAGGUCAAGAUCUAUCUGCCCUGAAAUUUUCAGACAAAUCUGACAACCUGUUGUUGGGUUGCUGCCCCUGAAUUGGUAAUUUUAAGGAAAUUUUGCAGUUUUUGGUUAUUAUCUUGAAUAUUAUUAUAGAUAGAGAUAAACUGUAAACAGCAAUAAUGUUCAGCAAAGUAAGAUCUACAAAUAAGUUGUCAUGACCAAAAUUGUCAGUCGACCCCUUUAGGAGUUAUUGCCCUUAAUAGUCAAUUUUUAACAAUUUUUCGUAAAUGUUUGUAAUCUUUUACAAAAAUCUUCUUCUCUGAAACUACAGAGACAAAUUUAACCAUACUUGGCCAUAAUCAUUAUUAGGGUAUCUAGUUUAAAAAAUUUGUCCGAUGACCCCGCCUUUCAACCAUCAUGGCCGACUUA
Mytilus californianus (California mussel) is the source of this 7056-nucleotide messenger RNA. RefSeq names its product ATPase family AAA domain-containing protein 5-like. Bases 112 to 5421 code for a protein of 1769 amino acids. Gene Ontology annotation, cellular component: nucleus. The record is from RefSeq and is a predicted model, not a curated record. Gene Ontology annotation, molecular function: DNA clamp unloader activity; DNA binding; ATP binding. Lineage: Eukaryota; Metazoa; Mollusca; Bivalvia; Mytilida; Mytilidae. The transcript has 18 exons.